Messenger RNA from Fusarium venenatum, 303 nucleotides. The record is from RefSeq and is a predicted model, not a curated record. NCBI's taxonomy places the organism in Eukaryota, Fungi, Ascomycota, Sordariomycetes, Hypocreales, Nectriaceae.
AUGUGCUUCUUCACCAUCAACGGGAUAUCUGUGUCUUUGCCAUUGGCUACAGGUCGUAUACCGGUUCGAGUUGCCAAAGACAGUGACGUCUUUAAUGCAAGCCCAACUGUAACAUUAGCAGACGAAGACAGGCCAGGGUCUCCGCAGGGACUCCCGAAGUAUGGUGAGACAGCGACACAGACUGCGCGAUGGCGUCGACUAAGGUCCAUUAAGUCAGAGAUAAGAAAACUGUAUGAAUCUGGGGAAGUUGAUUGGUCGCCUCUUUUGAUUUUAUGUUGUCCAUCUUUUGACUGUCAAGUGUGA